UGGCUCUGCCUCCCGCCAGCUUUUAGCACGCGACACAAUCCCGUGCAGCAAAUCGCCAGAGCUGGACGCACUCCUACUGUACUAAGGGAAAUCUGCUGGUUGUGAUGUUCAGCUGGAAUCAUAACGCCCGCACUAGCGUGAUUGGAGAGAUGCGGAUCGUGGCGCGCCGCCGACCCUUCGGGAUCGCCUAACCACCAAUUGGCAGCCACCCUAGAACGCAAGUAUGCAUCGUCGCUGCACAACUUGCGGGAUCAGCUUUCAGCUUCAGCAUGUACGCCUGUGCAUGUGGACUAAGUUUGUCUGGAUUCGGGGGACGAGAUAUAUGUUGGCAGUUUGGGGGCCACACGAAUAUUUGUCGUUUGUCUUACAUCCAAUUUCCACGUCUUACAGCUGUGCCUCGCCCCUGCUGGCAAGGCGUGCCACCUUCGUGUCUGGGCCCACCGCUUCAAUCGUGCCUCCUCUUGGUACUUCUUCACAUCAACUGACUUGAGUCGUCGCAAUGGAGCCCACAACACCAGUACAAAGCGAACAAAAGCAAGCCGACCAGGACACCUUGGCAAAGCUCACUUCGCCUCCGACUCCUAGACUCACUGAUACUAUCGAGACUGCACAGAGUACUACCGAUGUGCGGAGUACGAACGAGAAAGGCAGCGUGAAUGACACAUCCACAUCAUCAUCAGAGUCUUACAAGAAAGCACCCAACGUCGAAACAGCCGAACUCGACGACGAUGACAGCAGCGAAGAUGGUAUUGACUGGAAACCUGGAUUCCGCCAGCGCUUCCCAUGGAUCGGCUUUUCGGGUUUUGUCCUUAUUCUCUUUGCGACUGCUGCCGCUGUUGGCGUUCUUGGUGCAUCGGAUCAAGAACGCGUCAAGGACUGGCCCUUCACGCGCUUUCCCGUUCAACCUAACGUCCUCAUCAACAUUGCGAAUCAGUUCCAGAAUCUAGGCCUGAUCACAUUCAUUAGUCAGGGCCUGGCCAUUGCGUGGUGGAGGAAGGCCAUGCAAGGCAGCUCCCUGGGUACAUUACAUAGGAACCACGCCUACUCGUACAGCUUCUACUCUAUCGUAACUUCAGGUCGACACUUCAACAUCGUCGCACUUGCAGCGUUGAUGACCAAGUUCGCCGUUAUCGACAGUACACUCUUCCAGAAAGCGACCAAGACCAUUGUCACUCAACAGGUCAACUACAAGAACGUAACAGUAACUGGAUGGGUGGAGACUAACUGGCCGGCAAACAGUGGUGGCAUUCCUGGAGAGGAUGGAGCGAUCAAGACUGUCGAUACAGCAUGGGCUGGUGUGAUCAACGCCUACAAUGGGAAGAUUGCGAAUGGCAAAGUGCAUGACACUCUCGGUGCCAAAGCCUCGUUCUUCGACUGUCCUUUCCGACAAGAAUGCAGUGGAUCGUUCAAAGCCCUAGGAUUUGCGUUUAACUGCAACACCACCAAUGAAUACGUCAACUACGGCCUGCAACAUCGGAGUUCAUCUGGUGGUGUCAACGCCACAUAUCCGCUAUGGGAUCUCUCUUUCAGCCCUUCGUGGGCAUCGGAAACUAAGCCAUACGCCAGUAUCGAUAUGAACAUGAUGUUCGUUGAUAGUCAUGCUGGUGCCAACAGCGAUGACUGCCCCGGCACCCUCACACAACGGACAUGCCAGAUCCGACCCGCCAUUGUCGAAUAUCCCGUCACAGUAAUGGUGCCUUCUGAGGAAGAACUUAAGGGCGGAAACAUUGUUACUCACGUCAAGUUCUACACAGACAACGCUACACACGCAUUCGGAGAACCCAUUACCUCGCAACAGAUCGAUCAUCUCAAGUUUCUGGAGUACGUCGACCUCAAUGAGAAGUUCAACGAGACAUCCACCAUCGGCGCGCUGACCUACGUGCUCAAUAACCUCUACUCCUCGUCCGCAAGUCUCACAUACAAUGACGACUGGGACAUCCAAAUGCGCGGCGGGCAAGCACAAACAACCUUCUUUGUUGACAAGGACACGGACACCUUCAGCCGCUGCUACUACCACAUCGACCAGCCCGGACUAGACGACCCAGCCAUCGAAGUUCUCCGCAAAAUAAACACACUCUCCUUUGUCACCGCCCUGUACCUUAAAGGCCAGCCCAACGUCGCGGUGUCCAACCGCACCCUCGAAGGCAUGUCCUCGCAAUCCGCGGUCAGCAGCGUUACCGGCAUCGUCGAAGAAUACAUCACCGACUUCAACUACGUCGCCGGCGCGCUCGUCGCCACCCUCGUCACCAUCCUACUCGUGCUCCCCGUGUACUGGGGCUUCUGGCAGCUGGGCCGCAAAGUCACGCUCGGCCCGCUGGAGAUCGCAAACGCCUUCAACGCGCCCAUCAUCAAGCCCGAUAACGUAAAGGGCCAGCACGGCGACUUCGAGGAGGUGCUGCAGGAGGUCGGCAAGCGGCGCGUGCGCUAUGGGCAGCUGAAGGAUGCGCCGCCGGGCAGUAUGGGCAUUGCGGAGCCCGAUCACGUUGUGAAGCCGAGUUAUCGCGAGUCGCGGCGCUUUACGCGCGCGCAGCAGGGUGUAGCUGGGGUCGGGGUCGGGGCGACGAUCGGUGGUGUUGCGGCGGUUACACUGGGAGCACGAUAAUGAUACUCGUGCGACGCAGUUUUGCUUUUAGCGGGCGUUUUUGCUACCUUGGA
Messenger RNA from Boeremia exigua, 2655 nucleotides. RefSeq lists its product as uncharacterized. The transcript has a single exon. NCBI's taxonomy places the organism in Eukaryota, Fungi, Ascomycota, Dothideomycetes, Pleosporales, Didymellaceae. The record is from RefSeq and is a predicted model, not a curated record. The coding region runs from base 500 to 2602 and encodes 700 amino acids.